GAGUGGCUUUACCAUAUUUCAUCAAUGAAAAAAUUGUCGGUGAUAUAGGGAAUGACAUGAGAAUGGCAAAAAAUUUUCUUUCGCGUCGCCAGAAACCAUUUUCACGAACUUAUUUGCAAAAUUUAUUAUUUACACACUUAAAUACGUACAAAAUAUGAGACAGAAUUAUUCUUUUAUCGACGGUCGAAUAUGUCGUCUACGAUUCGUGUUAUCUUCUGGGUGAUAUACAUAAUUAAUUUUCGCUAUGGUUCGAGAAAGAAGAUAGUUUGUGAAAAAUUAUAUCACCACUUUUGUACGCGUUGUACGCAUAGAAUAUCGUGAACAGUAUUAACCUUAUUAUACGAAGAUCAAUAAUUUUUUAGCUGAUUGCAUGUAUUUAGGACUAGUCAGAAGAUUCAGUACGUUGAUUCUAUCAAGAAAUAUUGAUCCCCUGCAUGCUGUUAUAAUUCUUACGGAAUUAAGCGGUAACUAUAUUAUCUGAUAAAAUUUAUUUGGUUAUCGUUUACUUGUGCUUUUAUGGUGUCUUUUUAUCGUUAUAAGUGUUGACCGAAUAAACCUGUGUGCUGAUAUUUAAUAAUUAUACGUAGAAAUGGAUUAACAGUGCCGAGUAGAAAGUUUGGUUAUGCAAUUUGUCGACUUCUUUGAACGUAUAGUUAUUUAUUCGUAAUUAUUUGUCAUGACGAGUCAUUGAGAUCAAACUAAUCUCCUGGUAUUAAAGUCUACGCGAUUUUCUUUCAUGCAUAUCUAAGAUUUUAAUGUAUUUUACAAUUCCACAUUUGUGCAUACAUAUAUACAUAUAUAUAGGAUCAAAAGACCAAACUAUAUUGGGCAGAAACAUGGUUAAGCAUUAUGAGGACAGUGUGAUUUUCCAAUUUAAUUGGAAUCAAGUUGCACAAGCAUUUUGGCAGAGGUAUCCAAAUCCUAACAGUUCUCACGUAUUAACUGAAGACACUAUAUCAAGGAGAGUUAGAAAUGGAAUUCUAUAUACCACACGACUUCUAACAAAAACCAGCGGUGUGCCUAAAUGGGGAGAGAGGUUUAUAAAAAAAAAUGUUGUAAAAAUUGUUGAGGAGAGCACAGUAGAUAUGAAGACAAAGACUUUGACAACAUAUACGCGUAAUUUGGGCUACACCACAGUUAUGAGUAUCGUCGAGAAGGUUGUUUACAAAGUUUCUGACGAUAAUCCGAAUUGGACGGUAGCAAAGAGGUCCGCGUGGAUAGAUAGCCAAGCAUUCGGAUUUAGUAGAGCGCUUCAAGCGUUUGGAUUGGAAAGGUUUAAAAAGAAUUGUAAGGUGAUGUAUGCUGGCUUUAACUACGUUUUAGCGCAUAUGUUUCCACACACAGCGCAACACAUGAAUCCGACGCUUGCUCAAAUGGGAUUCGCUUAUCGUCUCGAUGAAACAGUUGGGGCAAAGACUAGUCUCGCGGAAGGUCUACAAACAUCUUUGCAAGGCAAAGCGGAGAAAGUAAAAGAUGUAGCGAAGAAAGCGAAAAAUUUAGCAAAGGACAAUGCUGGGUCGAUGUAUGCGGCAUAAACGUUGUAAACGAUGGUGUCUGCAUGAAAACUGAUAACAAAUGUUUAGAUAAAUUGAAAAUUGUAAGUCGUGAAAGAAUAAUUUAUAGACGCGAGAUCGAUCGAGUGAAAUCGAUACGACAAAAUCUUUAAUAAUUGUUGAUUUCGUUAAGAUUUGUUUGAAAAUUUAAGUUAGGACCUAUUCGAUCGUCGUUAACGACGGCCGUAUGAAAUCGUUGGAUAAAUCGAUUGGUGGCAAUAGCUUCCGUUUCGUUGUACACGUUGUCAUUCCUUUGAACUGCCAAUCUAUUUUUAAUCAGUGCCUAAGACUCGUUUAAUAACUUAUUAAAUCAUAUUGCGGUACAUUAUCGCGCAUAAUACAGCAUAAAGUUUAAACCGGAAAAUAUUUCGUUGUAUUUGAAUAUUUCAAAUUUACGUUUUUCCUUACUUGUGUUUACUUGAAUAAAUGUGACAAAAAA
Megachile rotundata (alfalfa leafcutting bee) is the source of this 1992-nucleotide messenger RNA. RefSeq names its product preli-like (gene prel). Lineage: Eukaryota; Metazoa; Arthropoda; Insecta; Hymenoptera; Megachilidae. Gene Ontology annotation, cellular component: mitochondrial intermembrane space. The record is from RefSeq and is a predicted model, not a curated record.